This is a messenger RNA of Aspergillus aculeatinus CBS 121060, 291 nucleotides long. RefSeq lists its product as uncharacterized. The transcript is spliced from 3 exons. The record is from RefSeq and is a predicted model, not a curated record. The coding region runs from base 1 to 291 and encodes 96 amino acids. Lineage: Eukaryota; Fungi; Ascomycota; Eurotiomycetes; Eurotiales; Aspergillaceae.
AUGGCAACCGUCAUCCGCCGGUUCAUCUCCUACACGCACUCGACACUUGUCGACAAGUAUUGCCAGGAACAAGAAGCCCGCGAUCCUCGCAUAGUGCAAGCCGCUAUCCAGAGAACCGAGCUUCACCAAUCUCACAAGGACCCGAUCGAUCCGAAGAAGGUCAUCUCCAUCCAGCUCCUGGACAAGAAUGGCAACAGAGUAGGAACGGGGCAUCUCCACGACGAUGGAACAUCGAAGUUCCGUUACAAGCAGAAGCCACCUUCGGAAUCCCCAUCAUCUGGCUUCGAAUAG